AGGGCAACAGUCAUCAUGGCUUCAUACAAGUACAAGUCUCUCUUCAUUCUCCUCUCGGCCGUCAUGACUGCGAGCGCGCAGCAGUAUAAGCUUGUAAAGAGCUAUGACAGGUCAACCAACUUUUUCGACUUUUUCGAAGUUCGGGAUCGCACGUUUUUCAACAACCUCGGAUAUGGUACAGGCGACCCUACAAGUGGCUUUGUGGACUAUGCCACCAGGCAGGAGGCGCUCAACAGCGGCUUGAUGGCGUACCGCGGCAACCAGAUGUACAUUGGCGUCGACAGCACCAACAAGGUUCCGGUCAACGGCAGGGGCCGCAAGAGCGUACGACUUGAAUCUCGCGAGACAUUUAGCGGAGGGCUGCUGCUUGCCGACAUUGCCCACAUGCCCGGGAAUGCUUGUGGUGUUUGGCCUGCUCUCUGGGCAUAUAACAUGAACGAGGACCCCAUCAGCGAGAUCGAUUUCCUCGAGGGCAACGGAUGGACAGGGCAGGCUGAGAACACCGUCUCGCUGCACACGUGUGGCAGGUGUACAUUCCCCAACCUCAAGGGCCCGGAGCUGAGGAGGGACUGUGAGCUCAAGGGAUGCGAAGGGACGCCGAGCAAUCCUGCUGGCUGCGGUGUCAAUGGAGCAAAAGGUUCGUUUGGCACCGAGUUCAACAAUGGCGGCGGCGGCAUCUACGCUCUCCUCCUCGACACCACGGGUAUCCGGGUCUGGUUCCUGCCGCGGAACAAGAUCACGUCCGACAUCACAUCCGGGAGGCCCAACCCGUCGCUGUGGGGGACUCCACAGGCCGACUUCCGGUCCAGCUCGUCCUGCAACGUGGGCAAGACUUUUAAGGACUUGACGAUUAUCAUCAACACAAGCUUCUGCGGCGCCAUCAUGUACGACUACAAGGCGCAGAUGGAGGGCUACCCGCAGUGCGGCUCGGCGUCGGGCGGUUCGUGCAACGCCUACGUGGGCGCCAAUCCGCAGGCUUACAAGGAGGCCUACUGGCUGUUCAACUCUAUCAAGAUGUACAAAUAG
Pyricularia pennisetigena is the source of this 1026-nucleotide messenger RNA. RefSeq lists its product as uncharacterized. The record is from RefSeq and is a predicted model, not a curated record. Gene Ontology annotation, biological process: glucan catabolic process. The annotation marks the transcript as partial. The transcript has 5 exons. NCBI's taxonomy places the organism in Eukaryota, Fungi, Ascomycota, Sordariomycetes, Magnaporthales, Pyriculariaceae.